This is a messenger RNA of Papilio xuthus (Asian swallowtail), 8801 nucleotides long. It is a transcript of the gene enok, whose product is annotated as histone acetyltransferase enoki mushroom. The coding region runs from base 167 to 6580 and encodes 2137 amino acids. Gene Ontology annotation, cellular component: nucleus; chromatin; MOZ/MORF histone acetyltransferase complex. The record is from RefSeq and is a predicted model, not a curated record. The transcript has 9 exons. Gene Ontology annotation, biological process: regulation of transcription by RNA polymerase II. Lineage: Eukaryota; Metazoa; Arthropoda; Insecta; Lepidoptera; Papilionidae. Gene Ontology annotation, molecular function: transcription coregulator activity; chromatin binding; histone H3 acetyltransferase activity.
GCCCUGCCGCUGCCGUCCGCCGCCUACGCCCGACAACAGGUCGACAGUGAGUGGUACGCCGAAGAAGCGGAAGCAGAAAGCGGCGCUGCGGCGGAUCGAGUCGGAGGACGAACCAUCGGACGGUAAUGAAUCGCCGGCGUACGCCCGUCUCCCGCCCGAACAGAGAAUGUCGAAGGAGAAACAAAAGUUUUUCAGAUUCUCAGCGUUCAAUCUCGUCAAGCGUCGCCGUUGCAGGGGUUCCUCUAGCGAGUGGGAGGGCUGGGAGGGCCGCUCGCGCUGGGGUGGGGUUAGGGUAACCCGGGUGCAGCGUGUCGAGCUCCAUCUGGAGAGGCGAGGCGACACUCCCUCCGACGCCGACGAGUCCUCCACCGAUUCGGAGCCCUCGGAGCCGCCACUACUGCGCGCCUUGCAGGCCUACGUACCUCCCGCGCCCCCUCCGAAGCCUCACGUUCCGACGAUCUUUGAGCGCCUAGCCACGGAUUCGGGACCUGGUGGAGUCUGGGGAUUUGCCGCCGAAGCUCAGAAGCAACGCGAUAAUGCUGUACCCUCGACCAGCCCUCGAGAGAACACUGUGCCCUCCCCGCGUCUCAAUGUACAUCCCGAAGAAACGAAGCCGGCCGCAAACGUCACGGAUCGACGUCGGCGGCGCAGCAGAUGCGGCGACAGAUUGCUGACUACCCUUUUCGACGGCCUUUCUGAGUUUUACUCUGUACGCACCGCCUCUCGCUCACAAUCGCGACAUCGGACCGAGAGGAGCAAGGAUACUGAAGACCGACAGGUUCUCAAGGAGACGAGGAGCACAUUCAAACGCUACCAGGCGACGCUCAAACGCGAGCAACCGGAGACUCAGAGAAGGAGCCCAUCAAGGCCGAGGACGAGUCCCGAGAGGGCGGCGAGUCCCCGCGAUGUGGCGGGUGUGACAGAAGUGUGCGGUGUGGGCGGUGUGGCCGGUGUGGACGAUGUGAGCGAGGUGGGAGGCGUGAGGGAAGUGAGUGCGUCGCAGCUGGUGCGGUGCGCGGCGAUGAGCAAAGAGUGCCUAUCGGCGGCGGAGGCCGACAAACUGUACCGAGGGCUCGCGAUGGCGGCUCGGCCAGCGGGCGGAGACCGGCCGGCCACCAAUCAGACGGAUGGCAUGCGGUUGCCGGCCGGGGUGACGGAGGCGGAUGCGGAGCUAUUCGCGCAGGCCCGGCUGAGCGCGGGCGCUGUGCCAGGCGCGGAGGCGGAGCCCGCGCCCACUCCCGCCACGCCCCACACGACCGCGGCCACGCCCCACGUGCCCCACGCCCCUCACACGCCUCACGCGCCCCCCGCCCCGCGCUGUCCCUCCGCCAUCGAGUUCGGCCAGUGGGAGAUCGAGACAUGGUACUCCAGUCCCUUCCCACAGGAGUAUGCGAGAUUACCAAAACUAUUUCUUUGCGAAUUCUGCUUGAAGUACGCGAAGAGUCGUGCGGUGCUGAUGCGGCACCUCGACAAGUGCCUGUGGCGACAUCCGCCCGCCACGGAGAUCUACCGGUGCGGGGACAUCUCCGUGUUCGAAGUGGACGGCAACGCUAACAAAAUCUACUGUCAGAACCUCUGUCUGCUCGCUAAACUGUUUUUAGACCAUAAGACGCUCUACUACGACGUGGAACCUUUUUUGUUCUACGUACUGACAAAGAACGACAGCAAAGGGUGCCAUUUGGUUGGCUAUUUUUCUAAGGAGAAGCAUUGUCAGCAGAAAUACAACGUGUCCUGUAUAAUGACGAUGCCGCAGUAUCAGCGGCAAGGCUACGGGAGAUUCCUCAUCCAUUUUAGUUAUUUACUAUCGAAAGAAGAAGGACAACCGGGCACACCGGAAAAACCGUUGUCGGAUUUAGGAAGAGUCUCCUAUCAUGCAUAUUGGAAGUCUGUGAUUCUCGAGUAUCUAUACGAUCACAAAGACAAGUCGUUCACUUUCGAGGACAUCGCAUUGACGACAGGAAUGCAUAUGAACGACAUUGGAGUAACCUUCCAGUUGCUCGGCUUUGUAAGAUACGUACCCGAUAAUGACUCGAUGAAAUUAGGUAUCUGCGUUGACUGGAAUAGAGUUGAAAAUCACACAAAGAAAGUAAGAAGCAAGCCAAGACUUGAAAUCGACCCUGAAUGUUUAAGAUGGACUCCUCUAUUGGCACCAACAGUGAAUCCGUUCAGAUCACCAGAGGAAGGGUCGGGUGAUCAAGAAACGGAGAACGACGAGACUGAAAUGAAAACUGAAAGCGAAGAAACCGCAACAGAAUCUGAGCCUACCACAAAUAAGUCGGAAGUGAAAUCCAAAUCCGAAAAAGAUUUGGAACCAGUCGAGGUGACAUCUUCUGGUAGGAGACGAACGCGGCCGCUUAAAUAUAGUGAAUCGACUUAUCAAACCACUCCUACUAUUAAUGAUGGUGCUCGUAAAAGGAAACGGGAUGUCAUUCGUAAAAUCUCUGAAAGUAAUAAUGAGGAGGAAAAAAGUAAGGAUGACGAUACAUCAAGAUUUCAAAGAAGCAACAGCAUCGCUCGUAGAUCUUCUCGAGCCGCACAGAUCAGACUCAAUAACACGAGCAGCAUACAAAGGAGCAGGCGGCGGAGCGUCAAGGAACUUUCCUAUGCAUCUGACAGCCAGGAAAGUCAAGAGAGUAUGGAAAAUGAAAUUAACGAUAUUCCAGUUGUUAACACAGAAAAGGCUAAAACGAAAAGAAAACUUGCAUGGCGUGGCCGGCAGACUAAGCGACAAAAAGUCAACCAAGCUAAUACUCCUAGAAGUAGCUCACCUGAAGCAAAGAAACUUAAAAUUAUUGAAAAUAAUGAGGAUGUUCCGGAUCAUAAAACAAACGAUUCUCCAAAACGUACAAACAAUAUUCUAUCUGAAGCUAUUGAAAAACAAGACCAAGCUGUUAAAAAUAGGGUCGAAGACAAAGCGGAUGAUAAGGGCAAGAACUCUGAUGCUAGCUCAGAAGAUUCGUCAGGGGAGGCCGAUGACGAGAUGGACGUAGAGGAAGGCGAGGACAGACAGAGUGUGGCCAGCAAGCCGGCGACGCCCCGACACUUGGAAGAGAACAGCACAGACCAUCACACUAGUGACAUGGAACUUGACAGCAUUCACAUGGACUCGCCCAAAUCCAUUGCUGAAAAAGAUCAAGUAAUAAAUGAAACUUCUACUGCUGAGAAACCCAACCAAGAAGAUAAUACUAAGAUGGAGGAUGUUCCUGAAGUUAGGAAAGUAACUUCAGAGGAUAAAGUAACUACAUUAGUGACCAGUGAACAUAAAGAUGACCCAAGUAAACCAAUAGAAGACAGGAAUGGUAAAAUAGUUGAGCCUGUAAAACCAACUCUCGACGACAAGGACACGAUAGUUAUUUCUGAAUCAGAUGACAACAACAGCCAGAGUUGUCCAUUGCCUUCUCCAAAGCCUAACAAUUUGCUUCCUCCGACUCAUUCAAAUGAGAUUCAACCUCCAGUGGUUGAAGAAAGCCCGAGUCCUAUGAAAGUUUUACCAGUGGUUUCCACAGAAAACUCUCAUAUUGUUAUUGAUGCUAAAAUCACAGACGAAGUGCCUAAUAAUAGACCACCUGUUGAUUUAAUUGUUCCAAAAAUUCAUCACAUUGAAACAAUAGUUGUUGAAGGAGAAUCAGAUAACUCUACGUCACCGUCGACGACAGUUUCUCCGAAGAAAAAUGAGAAUUCUAUUAUUAGCGAGAGCAAACAAAAGAAACCGGAGGAAGAAAAUAAAGAAACUGUCUCUGAGCAGAAGAAAUGUGAGGUCCGGAAAGAGACAGUUAUACAACAUCAAGUCACUGAAGAACUUAAGCCACCAGAGAAAAAGUCUCCUAACAAAAUAGAAUCAAUUGUACAAAAUCUAGAUCCUAAUAGAGACUUAGUAACUAACAUAAAGAAACCGGAUCCACCAAAAAUAGAUACGAUGGCAGAGCUUGAAGUGAGAAGCAAACCACAACUUCCAAUGAUCAGUAAGGAGAAUGAUUUGCCUUUCAGAAGCGAUACGACCACCAGUAUGAGGAAAGAUGAAAUUGUCAUAUCUAGAAAUGUCGUGGAGAGUAGCAUGCAGACUUACCAUAAUGAUGUGAGCAACUCGAUGACGAUACAACCUAUUAAUACGUAUUUAAAUCAUAGACACCCCGUCACCAAGGAGUCGCAAGGUGUACAGACAGAUAAGGUUCCGCAUAAGAUAAACGAGCAGAACCGUAUCAUAAAUAGUAUAUCUGAUACUCCAAUUGUUAGCAAAUGUACGACAAAAUUAGAGGUGCCUCAUCCAAUUACUUCUCCGGUAAUUAAUCCAGUUAUACCAAAAAUUCCUAAUGUGACCGACAUAAACUUCCUACCGCGCUGUCAGAGCGCUAACGCCGCAGUUAACCUCGGCCUGGACAGACCCGACUUGGACACGAAUUAUACAAACAGCAAUCCAUUGCAUAACCCGCUGGCUGCCACUAUGAAUAUUAUACACGCUAAUGCUCAUGACGUUAAGAGUGAUCUGAAUCAGAAGCCGAGGGAGAAAAGCAAGUUACGUGAUGUCAGGGUCAACUCUGCGCACAGCAAACUUGAGAAAAUUGAUAAGAAAACAUCAAAAAACGAGACUCCCAGAAGUACGCCAGAGCUUAAAAUGUUUUUUCCGGAUCACAACGUCAACUCGCGAAAACCGGAGACGUCUGUCCCUAUAAACGUUAUAAACAGCGUCGCCGUCACCAGCAAAGCGGAAGCCAAGCCCGCUAACGAGACGCCGAAGAAACAAGAUUUUUUCAAGAAGGAGAAAUCGAAUGCCGCCAAGUGCGACUCGAAGAAUAGUUCCAAUAAACAUGACAAGAGUUGUCCCGUACAACUGAAUCUUAAACCGGAUCAAAAUGAUUUGAAUAAAAUGCUACCAAAAUUUAAGUACGACAAUGAGUUGGUUCCGAAAGCAGACUACACUAUGAAUCAGAUACCAAACUAUCACACCACUCACGCGCAGUAUCAGUGGCCGGCCUGGGACCCGCGGCUUCAGGGCACCUGGGAUCCCAACCGGUUCCUGGACAUGAAGAGCAACGAUAAGAACUAUUUAGACAAAUUUCAGGGGUUCAAUCUUCCGCAUUUGGAUCAGAUGCAAAAAUCUCCCCAGAAACUUCCAAAAUAUGACCAGAAAGAUUUCCAUAACCUCGCAUACGGUGCCCUGUCGAGCGGGAUCUAUGGGGCCACUGGAUUGCCGCAUUUCAAAGAGACCAAGAUUCCCACGUCGAAAGCGGAGUGCGCUCAGAAAUCUGAGUGCAAGCCGAGUAAACAGUCAAAAACGACGACGGCGUGCCAGACCCAAUGCGACUCUAAGAAGUCUCAGGCACAGGCGCACGCGGCGGAGGCCCAGCUGAAGCAGAUGAUGCAACGGCAGGUAAACAAGCAACAGGAGGUGGCAACGAGCUGCGCGGAGUUCAGGCAGCAGAGUCCUCAGGUGCUGACCUCGCCCGGCUGCAAGACUCCCUUCAACCAGAACGGGCCUUGCGGUCAGGAAAAGACAGAGAUCGAAAAGAAGUCUCGACAGCAAUCGAAGAAGGAGGAAUCGUCGAAAGACAGCAGCAAGGAGGAGAUGUGCGAGGCGGUGAGCCCGGCGCUGCAGUCGAUGGGCGUGUACACACCAGACUCGACGAGCAACUCGGUGCAUUCGGUUCAGUACCCCGCGUGCGAGCUGGACGUGAGCCAGCUAGGGCUGGAGUCGCCCACCAGUAUCGGCUCCGACCUCGCCUCGCCCUGCUCCAUGAUGCACAUGCACCCCGCACCUAGCCCGCAGUACCCGCACUCCUCCAUACACAUACCCUCCAUCAUGGCGCAGACCAACCAGCCAGCCAAGCAGCAGAAGAUUAACAAUCGAAAUAGGAGCGGUGCGCAGAGCGGGACCGGCGCGGACAGCAAGGCGCUGCGCGGUGCCGCCACUCCGCCCGCGCGCCACCGCGCCACGCCGCCACACCAGGCCCAUGUAGUGUCGGGCACUAACGUGUCGUCGCUGUAUGCAGGCGGCGUGGGGGGCGGGGCGAUGCAAGGCGGGGGCGGGGCGGCCGCGGGUGGCGGCUACCAGGGCGGAUACCUGUCCUUCCAGCAGCAACAGCAGUACCACGGCGGCUGGGCACCCUCGUGCUCGCUCACCAAGCUGCAGCAGAUGGCCGAGGCGCCGCAGCACCAUCCGCCGCACACGCCGCCCGCUCCCAAUGCACCGCAGUACGGUCAGCAGUCGGGCACGCCGCCGGGCGGGCAUUACCACGCCGCCAAGUACUACACGCCCGCGCACAACCAGCUAGAGUCGCCGAGGAACGCGAGGAACGCACCCAGCAACCUGAGUCCGAUGCAGCACAUGCAGAUGGCGCCAGGGUCGCGCAUGUCUCCGAACAUCAACACGCACAUCAUCAGCCAGUACGGGCUGAACGGGUACCGCGUGCCGCCGCAGCAGCAGUUCAACAACCUGCAGAUGAUGAAUGUGCAGCCCGGCGUGCAGUACGGCGGCGCAGACCCGCGCGCGCAGCAACCCAAUGUGUACGCGUACGCCGGCUACAUAAACCCCCCGCCGCCGCCUCUCGCCAUGCAGACCCUCAACUCCACCAUGCGUCGGUAGCGCCCCCACACACCACGGACACAAUAAUAACUAUCUUUAUGUAUCUAUCAAAGAUAUUUGGAUAUAUAUAUUUUAUAUUUUCGUCUUCAUUUGGAUGAUCACUUUUUGGAGGAAUCACACAUUGAAGUUAAAUCCCUUUUAAAUGUUAGUUCCGAGACAUUUUAUUACUUAAUAUUUUAUUUAAAUGAAUAACUGAAAUUUAUUGUCCAAAAACUCAAAAUAACCUAAAGGGAUAAAUGUACAUUUUCAAAGACUUAAGUAUUUAUUUAUGGAUCUUGUGAUGAAGUGUUUAACAUUAUGUUUGUGUAGUGAUAUUGGUGCGUAUUGUGAACAUUGGUGAAGUGCUAUACACAAGUCUACAGUGCCCGCUGACACUCAAACCUGACCAAAAACAACGGAUUGUAUUAUAGUUUAAGGCAUAGUACAAAUAAUGGUAAAGCUUUUGUUAAAAUUAAUUUGUACAUAAAAAUUUUUGAUUAACACAUAACACCACUUUGGUUGCCUUAACGCCCGAGCGAGCAGAGCCGUGCGAGAGCUCUGUCCUGUGGGAACUUUACAUCACAAAUUAUUGUGCAAUUAGUGAAAGAUAGUUCAGACAAUAACAGCAAUGUCACUCCGAAUACGCCUGAUGUAGCCAAUGUAUGAAUAAACAUCGAUUUUUGAGUGCUGGUUCUGUGGAUAUUUGUUGGCUGCCCGAAAGGCAACUGUUGCAUUGCUGUUAUUCUAAACUAACUUUCCAUCUUAGUCUACAUAGAUGAUGGAAUAUCUGUAUUUUGUUAUCUUAUUAGUGAUAUUAACAUCACAAUAAGGACUGUGUGCUUGUUUUACACAUAAAUACGUACUGUUAUAUAUAUGGCAGCUUUUGUAUAUCUCGUGUUGAGAGACCCCAUAUCUCCUCAUUCUUAUGUCCAUUUCGAAGCUGAGUAAAGUACAAAAUUUCAUAUAAAUUGUAUUUGAUACUGUUUGUAAUUGGGUGAGGAUAGUGUAAGGUGUAGUGCAAUAAGUGUAUUCUACGAGAGUUUUGUAUCGGAGGAAGAGGGACACCCUAAUGUGAUAGUCUAUCAAGUGAAGUGCAGUAGGGCGCGUGCGGGGACCUCGCCGCGUAUACAAAGAGAUAUAUAUAUACAGCAUUGAUAAGUUAAAUCCUGUUAGUCUGAUGUUUUCGUUUCCACUGUAAAAACACAUGUACAAAAACAUCAAAUUCUAUUUGACAUAAUUAAUAUGUUUUUGAAAGAGUUUUGACAGUGAAAACCUUAAGGAACAACAUGUAAAUAUUAUCAAAUUUGUAACUAAUUAUUUAUUCAGAUCAUUGAAUCAUCAUUUCAUUUGUCAGCUGCCAUCAAUUUAUAAAAAUGUCGUCGGCAUAACUAAUAUUGUUAAACAGAUUUUGUAUUAUAUAUUUAUGAAAAACAAGGUUGGCUGUUGAUUAAGAAUUGAGGCAAACACUUUGCUUAUGGUGGUAUAUCUCUUUGUGCACGCUGCGUUGCAUCGGACCUGAAAUCAUAAUAAUUUCCAAAGAAACAAUUAAGUAUUAAGUGUUUGAAUUAUGUUGCGAGGGCAAUCAUCUUGAAUAUGUCCAAAUUGUAGAUUUGAUGUGAAUUUAUUUGGGACCUCUCGGCACCUAUCUGUAUAUCCUGUUUGCGGACGCGAGACCUUGUUUGUGUACAUUUCUCUGUACAGUCGUUUUAAUAUUAUUUUCGUUAUAAGUUUCGUCUGUUCUUUGAAGUGCCUCAUCUCCUGUAUGCUUAAUUUCUAUGUAAGAUAUUGUAAAUGGAAUGCUUUUACUUAAUGAAGGCUGUAUACAUACACGAGUAGGGUAUUUGUAUAUGAUGACGUCACAUCGCAGCCGCCCCCUCCCGCGCCCCUCCCGGCGGGUGGUGGGCCGCCCAGCGGACGGUUUUAAUUUAAUUUUUUUAAACUUUUUGUAUUCUUAUUUUUUUUAUAAUGAAAUAGCUUUUAAUUGUUUUACGUUACAGCUAGUUAGUAUAUGUAAGGUUCGUUUAAUUAUGUUGGUGUUAUCGCAGUUAAUUUAUUGCCAAAUGUUGGACGGACCAGCGGCGCGCCGGCGUCGCUCCGGGGCCGCGGCGCGUAUUCUCCAAGAUCUGCUCCUCUAAGGUUAUGAAUGUUAUUUGUUACUAAUGUGUAGAAUAUGAAAUAUUGUAAAUAUUUUUAACAAUAAGAUACUUGUAGCAGGUGUUAUUACACAAAAUAUAAUUUUGUG